UUUUCCUCCCCCCAGUCAACCUCCCCUCUCAAUCCCAAGUACAUCUCUCAAUCGCCAUAUUGGGUACUGAAAAGGUUUGUCUGCAAUUUCUUCCCCCUCUCUGUCACUGCGGGACCAAAUUGACAGAGUGGCUUCAGUUACUCUGCACUUUGUUUUGAUGAUCCGUGGAGACUACUUUUGGCGACAACAAAAUCCUGGCACUUGCCGUUUCUACCUAGACCUAUGCAUGGCAUAAGUCGUUUUACACUUGUUUUGGAUCUUGGUGUGCGACGAGGAGAUACGCGUUGUUUUUGAGUGGUGUGUUUUUCUUCCCCCCUCCACAAAAUUGGACGCUCUGUAUUUUUCCCCGUUUUUUCCUAUUUCUUUGGGGAAGAUGUCAAAUGUUCGUCUUUCAAACGGGAGCCCGACGUUGGAGCGGACGGACGCCCGUGUGUCGGAUCACCCGAAACCGUCAGCCUGCAGAAGCCUCUUCGGCUCGGUGGAUCACGAAGAGUUAAAGAGGGAUUUAAAGGGACAUUUUCGGGAGAUGGAAGAGGCUGCCUCCGCCAAGUGGGGCUUCGACUUCGCCAAUCACACGCCGCUGGCGAACGGGAGACUGGACUGGGAAAUAGUGGAUUGCAGAGACAUCCCGGAUUUCUACAGCAGGCAGCAGCGGAGAGAGAAGGGCGUCUGCUCCUCUGGGAAUAACAAUGUGGAUCUAAAUGGGAAUCAUAAUUGCGUCGUGAUGGCUCCUAGCGAAGACACCGAGAGGUCUGAUAGUCAAAUGGAGUGCAAGGAGCAGUGCACCGGGCCGAGGAAAAGACCUGCGUGCCACGACCCCACGGCCCAGAAUAAGAGGUCGCACACCAGCUCAGAUGAAGUUAGCUGCCCGAACCUGACCUACUCUGCAGAACACACACCCAGAAAGCCCAGUCCCAAGAGACAAACGUGAGGAUGAGACAGAGCCGAAGAUGUAUUUCCCCUUUUACGUGGGAAACCUCAGUGUUGGCCGAUUUGGAAGAGGAACUACACAGCAACAGAAACAUAUCAGCUCCCCUGAAAAUGAGAGGGGGGAGGACGCUGUUGAAGCACUGAAUAGAAACACUAAAGUUGUGGCACUCAAUUAAAAGUUACUGCCUCUGAAAGCAGUCAAUGUAGCAGUGUGCAAUUAGGUUUGAUUUCCUUUUUUGCUCAUUUUUUUACUACCUGUGUGUAAAUAUAUAUAUUAUAUUUCUCUCCAUAUGUAGCACAUAAGAAAACAUUAUGAUUUGAAAACAAAUCCUUUAUGUAAAAAGGCGUGAAUUUUGAUUUGACUUGAAGAAUUGCAGUGUAGUUUGACAAAUGUUUCCAAAAUGCUGUUCUUUUUUUAUUUUUAAUUUUUUUUAUUUUUAUUUUUAUUUUGAAAGGCGGUGUGACUUUUGACACAGUCACUAUUUGCUACAUUAAAAAAAAUCAUGGCUUCUACA
Molecule: messenger RNA, 1445 nt
Organism: Myripristis murdjan (pinecone soldierfish)
Lineage: Eukaryota; Metazoa; Chordata; Actinopteri; Holocentriformes; Holocentridae
Gene: cdkn1bb
Product: cyclin dependent kinase inhibitor 1Bb
Exons: 3
Coding region: 374-931 (185 amino acids)
Biological process (GO): negative regulation of cyclin-dependent protein serine/threonine kinase activity; negative regulation of mitotic cell cycle; G1/S transition of mitotic cell cycle
Cellular component (GO): cytoplasm; nucleus
Molecular function (GO): protein-folding chaperone binding; cyclin-dependent protein serine/threonine kinase inhibitor activity
Source: RefSeq, a predicted model, not a curated record